UACACUCCACUUUCCCCUCUCUCUAUAGUCUAUAUAUAGCGUUGUACAGCUACACUUCUAUGUGAUCUCCUUCUCUCUCCUCUUUAACUUUCUCUCUCUUAAACUUCCUAUUACCAGUACUGUAUGACAACACAAAAAAUAGAUUCCUUUAGUCAGUAAAUUAGAUAACGGUUUUUCUCUUUUCCUAAGUUGUCCUCUUCUCUUCCAACAAGCAAUUCAAGAAAAUUAGCUUUGUUUUCUUGAAUUAUCAGCAAAUAUGAUAAGUUGGCACGAUCUUUAUGUGGUAUUAACGGCUGUGGUUCCCCUCUAUGUGGCCAUGAUCUUGGCCUACGGCUCCGUCCGGUGGUGGAGAAUUUUCACCCCCGAUCAAUGUUCUGGUAUCAAUCGAUUUGUUGCAAUUUUUGCAGUCCCACUUUUGUCUUUUCACUUUAUUUCUACCAAUAAUCCCUAUGCCAUGAAUUUUCGAUUCAUAGCUGCUGAUACACUUCAAAAGAUUAUUAUGCUUGUAGUUCUUUGUUUGUGGGCUAAUUUGACCAAUAAAGGCAACCUUGAAUGGUCUAUUACUCUUUUCUCACUUUCUACACUGCCAAAUACACUUGUAAUGGGCAUUCCUUUGUUGAUUGCUAUGUAUGGGGAAUAUUCCGGCAGUCUUAUGGUGCAAGUGGUGGUGCUGCAAUGCAUCGUUUGGUACACUCUUUUGCUGUUUUUGUUCGAAUAUCGUGGGGCGAAAAUGCUUAUUAUGGAGCAAUUCCCCGAAACUGCAGCCUCAAUCGUGUCGUUUAAGGUUGGAUCCGAUGUUGUUUCAUUAGAUGGACAAGAUUUUCUUGAGACAGAUGCUGAGAUUGGAAAUGAUGGUAAACUCCAUGUUACUGUGAGGAAAUCGAAUGCCUCUAGAAGAUCACUUGGACCCGGUUCAUUCUCAGGGAUAACUCCCCGGCCGUCGAAUCUAACCGGAGCUGAAAUUUACAGUAUGAGUUCAUCAAGAAAUCCAACUCCAAGAGGGUCUAAUUUUAACCAUUCAGAUUUGUACUCAAUGAUGGGAUUUCCAGGGAGAUUAUCCAACUUUGGCCAAUCAGAUACAGGUAGAUUAUCGAAUUUCAACACAGCAGAUAUGUAUUCUGUGCAAUCCUCUAGAGGCCCAACUCCAAGGCCAUCAAAUUUUGAAGAAAACUGUGCCCCUGGUGGCCUAAUGAGUUCUCCAAGAUUCGGGUUCUAUCCUUCACAACCCGUUAACACUUCUUACCCGGCCCCGAACCAGGAAAUUUCUUCAGCUGUCCCGAAAACCUGUAAAAAUCAGGUGCAGCAAGUGCAGUCGCAACAUCACCUCCAGCCGGGGAAUAAGGUCAAUCAUGAUGCAAAGGAGCUUCACAUGUUUGUGUGGAGUUCAAGUGCAUCACCAGUUUCUGAAGGCGGUGGGCUCCACGUGUUCGGUGGGCAAGUUCCUGACCAUGGUGCCAAGGAAAUCAGGAUGUUGGUUUCUGAUCAUCACCCUCAAAAUGGGGAAACCAAAGCCAUUCCGCAAAAUGGGGACAUAGACGACUUUAGCUUUGGUGGAAGAGACAAUGGAGUUGAAGAAAAAGAGAAAGAGGUUCCCAUUGAACUGUCAAAACUGGGGUCCAGCUCCAUCGCCGAGCUCCACCCAAAGGCUGCCGGAGUUCAAGAUCCCGGCGUCAUUAAACAGAUGCCUCCGGCGAGCGUGAUGACACGACUAAUCUUGAUCAUGGUUUGGCGCAAGCUUAUCCGAAAUCCCAACACUUAUUCUAGUCUCAUUGGCCUCAUUUGGUCACUUGUCUCAUUCAGGUGGGAUGUGCAUAUGCCUAAAAUUAUUGAGAAAUCAAUCUCCAUUCUUUCUGAUGCUGGCCUUGGAAUGGCCAUGUUUAGCUUAGGUCUGUUUAUGGCCCUUCAACCAAAGAUAAUAGCAUGCGGGAACACUGUGGCUUCUUUUGCCAUGGCCGUAAGGUUCCUCACUGGUCCAGCAGUAAUGGCCGCGGCUUCCAUUGCUGUUGGUCUUCGUGGUAACCUUCUGCAUGUUGCCAUCGUGCAGGCUGCACUUCCACAAGGGAUUGUUCCAUUUGUGUUUGCAAAAGAGUACAAUGUCCAUCCAGCAAUUCUAAGCACUGCGGUCAUAUUCGGGAUGUUGAUCGCGCUCCCGAUUACGCUCGUCUAUUACAUUGUUCUUGGAUUAUAAGAUUAUCACAGCAAAAUUCAGACUGUGUGAAAAUGGUGUCAAAAUUUCACUAAAUACUUGCUGCAUCAACAUUAUACUACAGUCUAACAGUUGAAUUUUGAGAGACAAAGAUGCGUCGCCAGGUAGAAAAAUAUAUGAUUCCUCCUAGCAAUUUGGAGCUGCAAAUAUUUGACUUAAUUAGUCAAAAUUUGCACUGAUACAAGGAGUCAUGCACCCCAAGGAAUGAAGGAAAUUGCAAUGUAAAAGAGAUUUUCCUUUCUAUUUUCCUCCUCAGUGAUGAUUAGUUUGUGCCUUGUGGUUAUAUAUAGUAUUUGUUUUGUUUGUCAUUUACUUGACAAGGUAAUUAAUUACCUUAGAAUGAGUAUGAUUGAAGGGUUUUGUUGUUAUUCAUAUUUCAUUUACUUUUGUGAA
Olea europaea var. sylvestris is the source of this 2599-nucleotide messenger RNA. RefSeq names its product auxin efflux carrier component 7-like. Gene Ontology annotation, molecular function: auxin efflux transmembrane transporter activity. The coding region runs from base 257 to 2188 and encodes 643 amino acids. Gene Ontology annotation, biological process: auxin polar transport; auxin export across the plasma membrane. The transcript is spliced from 6 exons. Lineage: Eukaryota; Viridiplantae; Streptophyta; Magnoliopsida; Lamiales; Oleaceae. Gene Ontology annotation, cellular component: plasma membrane; endoplasmic reticulum. The record is from RefSeq and is a predicted model, not a curated record.